This is a messenger RNA of Aspergillus alliaceus, 1169 nucleotides long. Its product is annotated as RNA recognition motif domain-containing protein. The transcript has 4 exons. Lineage: Eukaryota; Fungi; Ascomycota; Eurotiomycetes; Eurotiales; Aspergillaceae. Bases 206 to 823 code for a protein of 205 amino acids. Gene Ontology annotation, molecular function: RNA binding. The record is from RefSeq and is a predicted model, not a curated record.
AUUAUUCCUUCCCCUACAUUCACCCUUCUUCUGCUCGGCUAUCCUAAUUUUCCCUUCUUCUUCUUCUUCUUCUCCUUCUUCUCUGGAUUGGUGAUUGUUCUCAUCUCUUUUUUCUUAAUCAUACCGUGGUGGAAUUUUCUGCUUCAUCAUCUUCCAUAAUCAAAUCAGUGGACUUCAAUCUUCCGACUUGAUAAUCUCCAUCAAUAUGGCCACAGAGUACGAUCACGAAAACGGUCGCUAUGACGACGAGCCUCGCUUCUCUCGCGACCGCAGCGCAUCUCCUCGCGAUGAGCCUCGUGCCGAUCGCGCCCGUAGCCGCUCUCCCAAUGGUCGCGCCGAUGACCGAGCUCCCAUCGAGCCUCGUAAGCCUCUUGAUGAUGAAGAAGGUGCUGUCAACACUGGCUCCAACCUUUUCGUCACUGGCAUCCACCCUCGCCUGACUGAGUCGGACAUUUCGCGUCUUUUUGAGAAGUACGGUGAUGUCGAGAACUGCUCCAUCAUGGUCGACCCCCAUACAAAGGAAUCUCGUGGCUUCGGAUUCGUCAAGAUGGUGACUGCUGAACAAGCCGACGCCGCCAAGGAGGGUCUGCAGGGUGAGGUUAUCGAGGGCCGUACUCUCAGCAUCGAAAAGGCCCGUCGUAGCCGCCCUCGCACCCCUACCCCCGGCAAAUACUUUGGACCCCCCAAGCGUGGUCAGUAUCCCCAUAUCGGGAGCGAUAUUUUGUCUCAUUCAUUUUUCUUUUCUUUUCUUUUCUCUCUUUCAUUCUUCAAGUCAACUCACAAUGUUGGCAGACUUCCGGGGCCCUGGCCGCGGACGUGGUGACCGCUACGACGACCGUCGGGGCGGAUACGGAGGCAGCUGGCGUCGCAACGACGACUACCGCUAUGGCCGCUACGACUCUUACAGUGACCGCCGCGACUACGGUGGUCGAGGUGGCGACUACCGUGACUACCCUCGUCGGGAUUACCGUGACGACUACGGUGGUAGCUACCGCGGGAUCGAUCGUUAUGCUUCGGGAGGACGGGAAGACCGGUACAGUCGCGAUGAACGCCGCGAAGAGCGCCGUGAAGAGCGCCGUGGCUAUUAUGAUCGCGAUGCUAACCCUGCCAGUUACAGCCAUAGUGGUGGUGCUCCUCCUCCCCCCCGUGAGGCCUAUGCCGGUGGCGGU